Diversispora eburnea is the source of this 155-nucleotide messenger RNA. Lineage: Eukaryota; Fungi; Glomeromycota; Glomeromycetes; Diversisporales; Diversisporaceae. The record is from the annotation of a GenBank genome assembly.
AUGCGGUUCCUCCAAGACGAUAUUUGUCCCCAUCACCACCACCAACUAAGAAAAGAGGUCGCCCAUUAAAGAGAGGGCCUGGUCGGCCUCGUAAGAAUGUGGAUAAUGCGAUGCCAAAAGAGACGAAAGACAGAAAGGCCAUCAAAAAGAACUAG